This is a messenger RNA of Schistosoma turkestanicum, 1053 nucleotides long. The record is from the annotation of a GenBank genome assembly. NCBI's taxonomy places the organism in Eukaryota, Metazoa, Platyhelminthes, Trematoda, Strigeidida, Schistosomatidae.
CGCAAAAGAAAUCAAUCCGUUUAUACUAGCUCAUGAUAAAGGUAUUGAAUAUUAGAUAUUGAAGUGUGAAGGGGAAAUCAUCUGAUGAGGCGGCUAUUCCAUUUUUAAAGUUGUUUUACCCGAUUCUACUGGCGCUCUGUAAUCGAAUUUUCCCUAUACGAUAUGGGUGAGUAUGCUGAAGCAGAAGAUAUCGCUAGGAGACGCUUAGCAGAGGAACGGAAAGCAUGGCGCAAAGAUCACCCCUUCGGAUUUGUCGCGAAGCCUGUUAAAAACCCUGACGGCUCGCUCGACCUAAUGACUUGGAAUUGUAGUAUCCCUGGAAAAAAAGGUACUUUGUGGGAAGGAGGUUUGUUCAGUCUCAAGAUGUCCUUCAAGCCGGAGUAUCCAACAACACCUCCAAAAUGCAAGUUUGAACCACCUUUAUUCCACCCUAAUGUAUUUCCAUCUGGUACCGUGUGUCUUUCCCUCUUAGACGAAGAAAAGCACUGGAGACCAGCAGUUACAAUCAAACAGAUCCUUUUAGGCAUUCAAGAUCUAUUAGACCACCCCAAUCCAAAAGAUCCUGCUCAGGCUGACGCUUAUACUUUGUUUAUUCAAAACAGAAAGGAGUAUGAUAGCCGAGUUAGGAAGCAAGCCGAAUCUUUUAGAAACCCUAAUUUGUGACUGACAUUUUUGCAAGAUAUGAGAUAACAUAUUUACAUGUAAAUACAUACUAAUCUUAAAUUUCGACCAUUCUGAACCAUUCGCGUCCUAUUCAUGUGCUAAAAAGCAAUUAGUUUUAAGGAGGAACACAAUGAAUCCCGUCAACUGUCUUGUGAUGUUAAACCCGUCAUCUUUCCUAUCCCACAGUAACGAAGUAGUUCUUCAUGGGUAUUGGAUUACCGAAUCUUAGCUUACUUUUAUAUCAUAACUUAAAGAUGCCUCAGUAAAUAUUGCCGCUGUAUUGCUUAAUCUGUGGUCCUGUAAUAAAUGAAUGUUCCUCUGAAGCUACCUGUGAUCAGACGCUAGUUACCUACAAAUGUUCUUUAGUAGCCAUGUUUCGUACCCAUACAG